This is a messenger RNA of Corticium candelabrum, 1435 nucleotides long. RefSeq names its product inter-alpha-trypsin inhibitor heavy chain H5-like. Gene Ontology annotation, biological process: hyaluronan metabolic process. Bases 68 to 1252 code for a protein of 394 amino acids. Gene Ontology annotation, molecular function: serine-type endopeptidase inhibitor activity. The record is from RefSeq and is a predicted model, not a curated record. Lineage: Eukaryota; Metazoa; Porifera; Homoscleromorpha; Homosclerophorida; Plakinidae. The transcript has 3 exons.
GGCAGGGUAGCUAGCAAACCAGACAAAGACGGUCAUAAUUGACCGCACCUUCUAUCUCAGUGCCACGAUGAACGCAAGGCUGAUUGUUCUUCUUCAGUUCUUGGCUAUCGGUAGUAAGGUUGCACAAGAAACAGUUUGUAAGGAUGGCGUACAAGUUGUAGACGAACCGACGACUCCUCCACCGUUUAGUUGUGAAGAUCUCGAAUGGACCGACGAGCAAACCUUGAUUAUAACUGCAAUUGACCCGCAAACGGUGGAGUUCGUGUACAGAGAAAGAUUCACCAUAACUUGCAAAGUUUGCACGAGACCUGACUACAACUUGACGGUAACGGGCUUGCAGUGGUCUAGACAAGAAGGAAAUCUUCCAGAAGAUGUGCGGGUCGGAGUUCUUGACCUUGAUUCUUGGCCUGCGCAAACUAGUCUCGUGUUUAGUAUUCCAACCGCUGAAGAUGCAGGAGUAUACAAAUGCACUCCUACUGUUCUCCAAAUUCCAUCAUCUGAAAUCGACAAAUACAUUGGUUAUACUGUUGUAAAAGAAGCUGAUGCUUGCGCAGGAGACGAUCCUCGAUUUUCUAUCCCGCUAGGCAAUGGCAACAUGCUAUGUUUCUCAGUAGACGGCAAAGGUGGCGAUAUCUUCAAUCUCAUAUCAGAUACGCAUCUCUCCGUCAACGUUAAAUACAUCGAUGGAACGGACGGUUACUCUGUCUGGAUGGGAGAAUUGGCAUUCGUACUCGACAACGGUUGUAAGGUACGCGUGAACGCGGAUCCAGAGUCAGUGCAAGUUGACAAUACGGUGGUGGAUAAGAAAUUUUAUGAUGAAGACGUACAAGUCGACGUCUACGCGGGAGAUUACGUUGCAGUUAAGUUUAGGAAACUCCAGGUUGAGUUUCGUGCCGAGUUUAUUGACCGACAUUUGAGUUUCUACGUCGUCAACGACAAGGGAUUGUCACCUCGCGUUCAUGGCCUCAUUGGACAAUUUCUCAAUUCUAAACACGAAAUCGUUGAAUCUGAAGACGGUCACAUCUUCGGUUUACUCAAACGUCAAGGUAGAACAAGAGCUCUAGUCUUGAAGCAGAAGAGAUGGCCGUACUUGCGCGGACACAAGGAGGCAUCCUGCUGGGGUAUCCAAGGAAAGAAUCCCAAAGGAGCUAUUGACUGGUCUCAUUCCAGCUACAAGAUGAUGUCUCUUUGUCAAACGAAACGUCGCAUUCUCACUCGUCCACUUUUCGGGGCAGUAGACAAGACGUUUUAAACAUUUGGAGUCUUGUUCAAACGAUUUGUAUGUCCAGGUCGCGUAUUUUCAAUUCCGCUGUAUACGCAUAGACUUAGUACAGACUCAUCUAGAUGACCCAAUACGUUUUGCAGUUCACAGCUAUAGCACUUAUGCUGCUUUACAACUGCAUUUACGUGGAACAGAGGAACGCUCUUUCCUUCA